Messenger RNA from Danio rerio (zebrafish), 2567 nucleotides. RefSeq names its product WD repeat domain 91 (gene wdr91). Gene Ontology annotation, molecular function: phosphatidylinositol 3-kinase inhibitor activity. The record is from RefSeq and is marked provisional. Gene Ontology annotation, cellular component: early endosome membrane; late endosome membrane. NCBI's taxonomy places the organism in Eukaryota, Metazoa, Chordata, Actinopteri, Cypriniformes, Danionidae. Gene Ontology annotation, biological process: early endosome to late endosome transport; negative regulation of phosphatidylinositol 3-kinase/protein kinase B signal transduction.
CUGGCAGUGAAUGUGUGUGAUGGCGUCUGCGGUGGAGAGAACAGAUGAUCUGGUGAGAGAGUACCUGAUCUACCGAGGCUUCACCAGCACACUCAAACACCUGGACUCCGAGAUCAAAACAGACAAGGAGAAGGGCUUCAGGGUGGAUAAGAUCAUGGAUCAGCUGCAGCUGCUCAUCCAGAGCUGUGAUCUGACCGGACUGAAGGAGUACUGGGCCAACCUGGAGCGCCGGCUCUUCUGCAGGCUGGAGGACGUUUACAAGCCCACCGUCAGCAAACUGAGGACCAGCCUGUACCGCUUCUACCUCAUACACACUGUUCAGGUGAAGAACGUGGAGAAGACGCAGGAGUUCUUCCAGAAGCAGGCGCUGGAGCUGCAGGCUCAGGCUGAGUGGCGCGACUGGUUCUCUCUGCCCUUCAUUCCGGCUCCAGAGCAGAAUCCCAGUUUCUCUGCGUAUUUCUCCCGCCAGUGGGCCGACACCUUCCUGGUGUCCCUGCACAACUUCCUCAGUGUGCUGUUCCAGUGCAUGCCUCUUCCUGCGCUGCUGAGUUUCGACAGUGAAGUUCAGAGGAUCACCAGCCUGCAAGAGGACAACGAACAACUCCGACAGACGGUGUUCGCUCUUCAGGGUGAGUCUCGACUGAAGAAAGACGAGCAGAUGGUGCAUCAUAAACUCCCUCCAUACGUGCAGCACAUGGACCGACUGGGAGACACUGAGCUAGAUCUGGUGUCCAGUCAGAGGAACGUCAACAUGGCCACUCCAUCCAGAAACUUCUUUUCCACUUUCCUGCCUCAGGGCCGCCGGGCUCCUGGCAGAACUGCCCCGGGGCCACAGUCGUCCCCCACACAGAGCGCACUCGGGCGGAAGGACGCCGCCGCUUCCAUGCAGUCUUCGAAAGCAAAAGAUAAAGAGGUGAAGCCGCCCAGUGUUUCCAGCAUGACGGCAGAGUUGUCCACGUCUCAUCCUCGACAGAGACGGCAUCAAGACCACGAGAAGGAGAGGAAAGAGCUGUUCUCCAAACACGCCGCGCAGGGUUCAGAGAAGAAAACUGAUUCAGAUCCAGACACUCAGACCGAAGCUCCUCCUGAUCAAACAGACUCAGCCAAUCAGACGCGAGUGUGUGAUGUGGGCGGAGCCGGAGCAGAGCAGCCCUUUAUAAAGCUGAGUCAGGAAGAGUACGGAGAGCAUCACUCCUCCAUCAUGCACUGCAGGGUGGACUGCUCCGGCAGACGGGUGGCCAGUCUAGAUGUGGAUGGGGUGGUGAAGGUUUGGGCCUUCAAUCCCAUCAUGCAAACCAAAGCCACUAUCAUGUCCAAAUCUCCUCUGCUGUCUCUGGAAUGGGCGGCAAAACCUGACAGACUGUUGUUGCUAGGCAGUGGCGUCGGCACAGUGAAGCUUUAUGACACGGAUGCCAAAAAGUGCCUCUAUGAGAUGACCAUAGAUGACGUUCACCCACGGAUCCUGUCUCUGGCCUGUAGCCCGAGUGGGACGUCGUUCGUUUGCUCCGCCGCAGCUCAUUCUGGUGCGGUGAUGGAGAGCGAACCUCGAGGAUCUGCUCCUGUUUCUGGCCAGUUACUGCUCUGGGACACCAAGACUGUCAAACAGCAGCUGCAGUUUGCGUUAGAGCCGGGUCCAGUAGCGAUAAACUGCACAGCGUUUAACCACAACGGAAACCUGCUGGUGACGGGAGCGGCAGAUGGGAUCAUUCGACUGUUCGAUAUGCAGCGCUAUGAGAGCGCGUUGAGCUGGAAGGCUCAUGAUGGUGAAGUGUACAGCGUGGAGUUCAGCUAUGAUGAAAACACCGUCUUCAGCAUCGGAGAGGACGGAAAGUUUGUUCAGUGGAAUAUCCACCGCUGUGGUGUGAAGCAGUCCGAGUACUCGCUUUCCCAGGAUGCCGUGGGGCCGUUUGUUCUAUCAGGAUACAGCGGAUAUAAACAGGUUCAGGUUCCCCGCGGUCGACUCUUCGCUUUCGACUCUGAGGGUCAACAUGUGCUGACCUGCUCCAGCACUGGAGGAAACAUCUACAGGCUGAAUAAAGCCGAAGCGGGUCUGGAGAGUGUUUUAUCUCUGGCUGGUCAUAAAGCUCCAGUGGUGACGGUGGACUGGUGCUCAGCCAUGGACUGCGGGACCUGCCUUACUGCAUCCAUGGAUGGAAAGAUUAAACUCAGCACGCUGCUCGCCCAGAAACCCUGAGCUCUGGAAAUAUAGAAGUAUAGUGGAGGUCAAAUUGAGCUAUUUAGAGCCCAUGAGGAAGAAGAUAAUGAAGAUGAUGAUGCUGUGAUUUAAAGGGACAGUUCACCCUUUACUUUCCGCUUACUCACUUGUUUUUUCUGUUGAAAAGAAAAGAAGAUAUUUUGAAAAAUGUAACACUUUACAAUAAGGUUGUAUUAGUUCAUGCAUUUACUAACAACAACAAACAAUGAUCAAUACAUUUAUUACAGUAUUUGUUCGUGUCAGUUGAUGAUAAUACAUUCAUUUAUUGUUAUUAAUCUUAGCUCUCAAUAUUAAAAUGUCAAUAAUGCAUUAGUAAAUGUUGAACUGGGAUUAAUAAAUGCUCAAUAAAUAA